CGUGUCCCAGGUUUUACACCAAUUAACAUGGCGGACGAGAUGAGUGAUGAUAUGGUGGAAGGAGGGUGUGUCAUCAUUCAUGAAAUCUAUGAUUCUGAGGAUGCACGUGAACAGUUUGAGGCAGAUUUGGAGAGAGCUUUGGAAUCACAGUGUGGCAUGAUUGUUAUUGAACCAACAAUGAUUGGCGAAGAAACAGCACGGUGGAUCCAAGUUGGGAACUGUUUACACAAAACAGCUGUUAUUAGUGGACUUAGUUGUUUCAUUAGUCCAUGGGUGCUUCCCAGAAUUGUCAAAGAGCCUUCCUGUUAUGUAUUUGGUGGAGUGAGCAUUUUUUGUGCAGCAUUGUAUGGUGUAUCAUGGCAGUUUGAUCCUUGCUGCCAGUAUCAAGUUGAAUAUGACACUAGAAAGUUGGCAAAGCUACCACUUAGUAGUCUAACAUCUUCAUCUCCAAUCGUGCUGGUAAGAAAGGAUGACAAAUACCGUAAAAGACUUCACAAUGUGGUGGCAGGUUGUGCCUUGGUUUAUUGCAGCUGGAAGAUUUAUAACUGGUAUUGUGGUUAAUGUGCUGGGGCAUUUUGAUAGUAACAAUAUUAUUAUGGCUUAAAGUGUUUUCACAAAGUUCAUGAUGAGGUAUAUGAGAUGUUCAGGGUUGCACUCAGUUUUCAAGAGGUCAAAUAUUUACCAUGUGAUCUUGUGGGGCAGUGGGCGAUUGACAUUUAUUUAUUGUCAUGGUGUUUAAAUCAUAUAUAAAUUGUGACAUUGCCAUGCCAACUAAAACACAGCAUUCAAAGAGUGGAGAUCACACAGCAUACAUAUCACAAUGCUUUUUUUCAAGAAGGUCUCUAAGUAGAGGAAAAUGUCUACAUGGGAGUCAUGCCACUAAAUAAGACAGAAAUUUUUGGGUGUAUUACAGAGUGACUUCAAUUUAUUUGUGUUAAGCAUUGUUUUGGAAAUGUGAGAUUGGAAUAACAUUGUUACUUCUCAGUCCUUUCAACUCCCAAGAGUGACCAAGACAGAAUUUCUCCUUACAAUAUCACUAAAAUAUCAAACAGACAUGUUAUGAAAAAAUGAAAAAUAGCAAUUGGGGAAUUACAAGUUGAUCCAAAACCACAUUCUCAGAACUAAUAUGAUUUAUAAGACCUGCAUGGAAGACAGUAAGGAGAAUUUCCAAUGAGAUCUUGGGGGUGAAGGGUUGACUGUAUCUUGAUGCAUCAAGCCUACACAUUCUCUGUGCUUGGGUUGUUGAAAACAUAUUGGGUGCCUGGUAAAUUUAAAAAAAGCGUUAUGCAUGUACUUGGUAUGUAUCACAACACUAAGUUGAACUCCCAAGCUUUGCUUUCAACAUGCAGACUUUUAAAUUUUGAAUUUUAAUCAGAAAGUAUUUCAAAAACACUCAAAUCAAAUGAAAAAUCCAAUGAAAACAACAAGAAAGGUUCAAAGAUUCAUGAAAAUUGUGUGCAAUAAAAGGUGGGGGGGGGGGAUUUUUCAGUAACGGAUAUCAUCGUGCGCAAGUGCCAUUAAAAUCAUUCAGACCUUCAGUGAUAGAGGUUGUACAUUGGGCUAAAGGAUAUGUGAAGCUCAAUGAGCAAUUUAUUAAAAAAAAAAAAAAAAGAAAGAAAAGAUGUAAUGAGAUGGGUUACUCUCAAGAAUAUCUAUCUUUUAGUCCCCCUUGAAAUCUGUUUGCAUUGUGGCUUAUCUAUUUUUAUCAGUGUAAAUAAAGUUGAAUUUCCAUUUUAA
Molecule: messenger RNA, 1737 nt
Organism: Pocillopora damicornis (cauliflower coral)
Lineage: Eukaryota; Metazoa; Cnidaria; Anthozoa; Scleractinia; Pocilloporidae
Product: transmembrane protein 11, mitochondrial
Biological process (GO): inner mitochondrial membrane organization
Cellular component (GO): mitochondrial inner membrane
Source: RefSeq, a predicted model, not a curated record